Molecule: messenger RNA, 1710 nt
Organism: Ceratina calcarata
Lineage: Eukaryota; Metazoa; Arthropoda; Insecta; Hymenoptera; Apidae
Gene: Alg2
Product: alpha-1,3/1,6-mannosyltransferase Alg2
Exons: 3
Coding region: 249-1472 (407 amino acids)
Biological process (GO): dolichol-linked oligosaccharide biosynthetic process
Cellular component (GO): endomembrane system
Molecular function (GO): GDP-Man:Man(1)GlcNAc(2)-PP-Dol alpha-1,3-mannosyltransferase activity
Source: RefSeq, a predicted model, not a curated record
AAUUUCAAAAUAAAAUUACAUCAGUAACUAUUUAUCCAGACGUAGGUUAAAAUUGUUUUUAUUUUGACGUGUCAAACAGUAUCGACCACAAUUCUAUAAAUGCCUGAUCGAGCAUUGAAAUGAUGAGGUGUAAACUUAUUAACACUCGUUUUGAAUUUUGUCUCCUAGGGGAAACUAACACAUACACGUAGCUGGCUCAGUUUCGUUGUUACUAGCUAUGUUACUUUGAUGCGGAACAGCCGGUCAAAAUGACACGCGUCACUUUCCUACACCCGGAUCUCGGCAUCGGAGGAGCAGAGAGAUUAGUCGUGGAUGCUGCGUUAGCUUUGAAGGAAAACGGGUACGAGGUUAAUUUCGUGACAACUCAUCACGAUCCGGAACAUUGUUUCGCCGAAACAAAAGACGGGACGAUCCCCGUCACGGUCGUGGGAGACUGGCUGCCCAGACAGAUUCUCGGUAGAUUCUUCGCGGUCUUCGCUUACGUUCGUAUGAUCUAUGCAGCUGCUUACAUCGUUCUAUGCCAACAGCGGCCAGACAUCGUGUUCUGUGAUUUAGUCUCCGUGUGCAUACCGAUCCUCCGACUGAGGAUUCCGUACGUUAUUUUUUAUUGCCAUCACCCGGACCAGUUGCUCUCUCGACCUGAAGGCAUUACCAAACGGUUGUACCGGGUGCCUAUCGAUUAUUUCGAAGAGGUGACGACCGGGAUGGCACAUAAAGUACUUGUAAAUAGCAUGUAUACACUCUCUGUGUUUAAAGAGACCUUCAAGAGACUCAGUAUAGAACCGGAAAUCUUGUAUCCGUCUAUCAACACGAACUUCUUCGAUAAAACUCGAGUAAUGUCGUUGGAAAGAGUUCUGGACAGGAAGCUACCACCAGGUAGUGUCGCGUUGCUGUCGAUCAAUAGAUACGAGCGUAAAAAGAAUCUGGGAUUAGCGAUAGAAGCGUUGGCCGAGCUCAAGAAGUAUUUGCCAGAGGAGGAGUACAAGAAAGUGUAUUUAAUCAUGGCCGGUGGAUACGACAAGAGAGUAGAGGAGAACGUGGAAUACUAUUUAGAAUUGAUAGGGCUUGCCGAUGAGUUGCACGUUACAGAUAAUGUAAUAUUCCUUCGUUCUCCUUCGGAUAUCGACAAGGUAUCGAUUUUGCAUCAUUGUAAAAUCGUUUUGUAUACGCCGCAAAACGAGCACUUCGGUAUCGUGCCUCUCGAGGCGAUGUACAUGUGCAAGCCAGUGAUCGCGCACAAUUCCGGCGGCCCGACGGAAUCUAUAAUAUCCGAGGUCACCGGAUUCCUGGUCGACUCCACUGGCGACGCGUUUGCCGAGAAAAUAGCUUAUCUGAUUAAAAAUCCGAACGUCAUGCAGGAAUUCGGUAACGCGGGGAAAAACAGAUUUAUGAAGAUCUUUAGUUUCGCCGCGUUCAGUGCUCAAUUAAACGUUACGAUCGAAGACUUAAUUAGCGAUAAGAAAUUGAAAUGAUUUAUCAUUCAGGGUUUGUUAUAUAUUCUAUAAGAAAGACUUUUAAGUUAUAUCUUUAUGGUACUGCCUUGAUAUCGCAGACUCGGGGUGUGCGUCAAACACUUGUUUAUUAUAUACAAAUGGUAAUUACAAAUCCGCCUUCUUACAUAAAUCAUAUCUAUUUAUUAUUUGUAUUUAUUGUGCAUUUAUAUUACAUGCGGACGAGACUGUGGGACCAUUAAACGUCAUUAAAAAAUUA